AUGUCUAAAAGAAAUACCUUCCACAGAACACCUAAAUUUAAACCUGAAGUGAAAAUGGCUAGUAGAAGUCAGAAACAAUCUUCCAGUAUGAGUAGCAGGAAGGAGAAAGUUGAAGUUCUUCCUGAACCCAUCAAGUCAACAGCAGAUAAAAAAUUAUACAAGACGAUAAGGCUAGAGAAUGGAUUGACAGCCCUGCUCAUAUCAGAUCCCAGCCGACAGUUUGUUGCCGAGGAACUGAGUUCUAGUGAAGAAGAAUCUAGUGGUACCGAUGAGACCUCGGGACUCGAGAGUGAUAGUGGCAAGUCUGGUGGAAGUGACCAACAUGGAACUAAGAAGAGAGGUGACGUGGAUGAAGAGAAACUAGCGGCCUGCGCGUUAUGUGUGGGUGUAGGAAGCUACAGCGACCCCCACGACAUCCAAGGGUUGGCCCACUUCGUUGAGCACAUGGUGUUUAUGGGAAGCGAGAAGUAUCCAAAGGAGAAUGAAUUUGACGCUUUCAUUAAGAAAAAAGGAGGUUCUGACAACGCAUCAACGGACUGCGAAUUGACGACAUUCUACUUUGAGAUUCAAGAGAAACAUCUUCCGCACGCCAUGGACAUGUUCAGCCAGUUCUUCGUCAGCCCGCUCAUGAUGAAGGAGGCCAUGCAAAGGGAACGCGAGGCCAUCGAAUCUGAAUUCGCUAUCGCUUCUCCGUCCGAUUCAAAUCGUAAGGACCAGUUGUUAUCAAGUCUGUUCCCGGAGAACCACCCAGCUCGCACCUUCACGUGGGGAAACUUGAAGAGUCUCAAGGAGGAUAUAGACGAUGAUAACAAACUUCACACGGCAGCUCACGAGUUCAGGAAGAGGCAUUACAGCGCUCAUAGGAUGACUGUAGCCGUUCAGGCUCGCAUGGACCUAGCAGCACUGGAACAGUACGUGGUGAACACAUUCGGUCAGAUACCAACAAACAAACUGCCGCCAGAGGACUUCACCGAUUUCAAGUUCAGUCCGAGGACAAUCACACCGGAGUUCACCAGCAUUUAUUAUGUGAAGCCGGUCAGCGAUACCACUGAGGUCCAUUUGACUUGGUGUAUGCGGUCUCUAUUGUCCGAAUACCAGUCAAAGCCUCACCAGUAUAUAUCAUACCUACUGGGACACGAGGGCAAGGGCAGUCUGCUCUCUUAUUUAAGGAAAAAGGUGUGGGCAUUGGGUAUAUAUACUGGCAACUCUGAGAGCGGUAUAGACUAUACAUCCAUGUACAGUUUGUUCUCAACGCAAGUUGUGCUGACAGAAGAUGGAUUAGCAAAUAUUGACAAAGUACUGGAAGCGAUAUUUUCAUAUAUCAAUAUGCUUAAAAAGCUCGGACCAUCUGAGAGGAUCUAUGACGAAAUAAAGACAAUAGAAGAGACCAGUUUCCGUUUCGACGAGGAAUCUCAGCCUUCGGACUAUGUGGAGACAUUAUCUGAGAAUAUGCACUUCUUCCCACCGGAACAUUACAUAACAGGAGAUCGCCUGUACUACAAAUAUGACCCUAAGGGCAUUACAAGCUUACUCGAUCUCAUGAGAGCAGACACUGUCAAUAUAAUGAUACUUAGCAACAAACAUCCAAAGCCGAUCAAAUAUGAUAGUAAAGAGAAAUGGUUUGGCACGGAGUACAAGAGGGAGGCUAUAAACCCAGCCUGGUUGAAGAAAUGGUUGUCAGUAUCGCCCUACAGCCAGUUCCACCUGCCAGAGAAGAACGUGUACAUCACUACUGACUUUGAACUGAUACAACCAGCUAAACCAUAUUUAGAAGAAGCGGAACGGUUGGGUAUAGAUCUCAUCAAUAAUUCAGCGAAAGAUAUACACAGGAAGGUCGCUGCGAACGAAAUAACAAGCAAGGUCCUUAAACACGGCGAACUUAUGGCCACCGUGAAUAGAUUCAGGCUCGACCAGCCAAAUCUCCUUCGCAAGAAUCGACAUAUGGAGCUGUGGUACAAACCCGACUUUAAAUUCCGUUUCCCAACAGCGCUGCUGUACUUCUACUUUAUAACACCGUUAAGUCUCAAAUCUCCGAGAGAGGCUUGCCUACUUGAUCUCUGGAGUGACGUUCUGCAACAGGGACUUAAGGAAGACGUCUAUCCCGCCAAUAUGGCGGAUCUGACUCAUUUGUUGUACGUCACCGACAGGGGUUUGACUCUGAAGGUUUCUGGGUACAGUCAGAAUCUUCACCUCGUUGUGUCACUGAUAUCACGUGCGAUGCGCGACUCUGCCCGCGUUCCGCACGCUCUUUUCGAGGCUGUGCGCGACGUUCGUGCUAGGACCUACCAUAACGUCCUUAUUAAACCGCACAAACUGGCCAAGGAUGUCCGUAUGAGCCUUUUACUGGAGCCAUACAUGUCGCCACGUGACAAGGUGACUUUCAUACAAAAUGUCACUUUAUCGGAACUGCAAGACUUCACACAGAAGUUGCUCAACAAGAUGUACUUACAGGUACUUGUGCAAGGUAACCUCGCUUGGCACGAGGCCGUGACUAUUUCAGAGAAUGUUUUGAAAACAAUAAAAUGGGAUGGACUAGAACCACAUGAGAUCCCUGACAUCAAAGUACACCAGCUACCACUCGGAGAGCGUAAAAUCCGCGUGGCUAGCCUCAAUCCGUCAUCUACGAACAGUAUCGUCACUAAUUACUACCAGGGAGAGAAAAGUUCGCCUCAAGACGCCGCCGCACUUGAAGUACUAAUGAUGUUGAUGGAAGAGCCAGUUUUCGAUGCUCUUCGUACUAAGGAACAGCUUGGAUACAGCGUGUUCAGCAUGAUGCGUUACACCUUCGGCGUGUUGGGCUUCUCGAUUACUGUCAACACUCAAGUGGACAAGUUCAGCGUAUCCCAUGUUGAUCGUCGAGUGGAGGCGUUCCUCAAGAAGUUCGCUCGUGAUGUGAGGAGGGGUGGGGAGAAGGCGCUAGCAGCGGCGAGGCAUGCGCUGGUGCAACUCAAACAUACCGCUGACUACGAACUCAAGGAAGAGGUUGAGAGAAAUUGGCGCGAAAUCCUGACCCAGGAAUACCAAUACCAGCGUCUAUUUAUCGAGGCUGAGGCGAUAGAGAAAAUCAAAAUAUCCGAUCUUAAAAGCUGGAUAGAUAACCACUUCCCCUCAGGAAACAAGUCGCAGUUCAGGAAACUAUCAGUACAGGUCGUGGGCAACAAACCCCAAGAUGAGAGCUCCGUGGACAGACCGAAAAAUCUAUCACUAAUUUAUUCCGACUCCGGCGAAAACAGCGGCGACACGACAGAGAACGAAGCUGAUUUCAUCAAAAACAUAGAAACAUUCAAGAAAGAUCUCCCUCUCAUAAAUGUACCGAGAGUUGAACUAGCUCAAUGUUAA
Messenger RNA from Danaus chrysippus (African queen), 3339 nucleotides. Lineage: Eukaryota; Metazoa; Arthropoda; Insecta; Lepidoptera; Nymphalidae. The record is from the annotation of a GenBank genome assembly.